Necator americanus (New World hookworm) is the source of this 1722-nucleotide messenger RNA. RefSeq lists its product as uncharacterized. Gene Ontology annotation, biological process: chromatin remodeling. The transcript is spliced from 6 exons. Gene Ontology annotation, molecular function: nucleic acid binding; catalytic activity. The record is from RefSeq and is a predicted model, not a curated record. Gene Ontology annotation, cellular component: nucleus. Bases 1 to 1722 code for a protein of 573 amino acids. NCBI's taxonomy places the organism in Eukaryota, Metazoa, Nematoda, Chromadorea, Rhabditida, Ancylostomatidae.
AUGUCAGCAACAGACCUGAUCAGCGCUAUUGCUGAACGGAACAAAGACCCUGUUACAACUAAGAUAGUGGCAUACACGAAAAGACGAAAACUACUCGAAGUAUGCACUGCACUUCAGACAUCGCUGGCAAAAAUGUCCGACUGGGCUUCCAAAUGGGAUAUGCGCAUUAACUACGACAAGUCUCUGGAUUUGCAUGUAGCAGAGCGCACAUCGGACAACGGUGACCGUCUGGUCGAUUUGUGCGAACAGACGGGCCUCAUCAUCGCUUCCAUGUUUAAGAGGAAUCAUCGACGCCAUCAGCUCACGUGGGAGCUCAACUAUCUUCUGGCGAGGAACAUUCCUCAGUCAGAUAUCCGAAAGUCUAGAGCUGUUUGGGACGUCACGCUCGACAUUGACCACCGUCCAGUUCUUCUCAGCUUCAAGAUACGGUUCCACAAGAGAAACCGAGGAGUUCCUCUUCAACCGAAAAUCGACAUGGCAGACCUGGCCCCAAGCGACUACCACCUCUUCCGAUCGCUUCAGCAUCACUUGGAAGAUAAGGGCUACGAUGAUCGAGACAACCUCGAAUAUGACCUUCGGACUUUCUUCGCCUCCAAGUCACCGGAGUUCUACGCCAAAGGAAUCCGUGAUCUUGUGAGACGUUGGCAGAAGGUUGGGCGACGACCUGUGGUGAAAGCUAAGCUCGCCGUGGCAUGGUUGCUUAGUUUGGGGAGAAGUCUCUUUGCCACUCCAGCAUAUUCACUGUCUCAGUACCCUGCACACUGGGCCCUGCCGUCUCAGAUAUCGGACGGUAUAGCGACCGGUAAGAGGCGAACAAAUCUCAGGUUGCUUAGGACGUCAUUGAUUCUGGACCAAGACGACAUACGCACGACUCGCCAUGGAGACUGUCUCAAACUGUGUACUUACAACGCGAGAACAGUUUCCACAGACGCUGACCUGCAUGCCCUUCUCGGAGCUGCAGAGCGUAUCAAAUUUCACGUGAUUGGUCUUCAGGAGACCAAGUGCAGAAGGAGCGACGUACGACAGAUGAAUGACGGUACACUCGUCAUUCGUGGAGAGAAGAUUCCGUCGCGAAAUGUAGGCAGUGUUGGUUUUGUUGUGCACCCAUCUGUCGUCCAUCUCGUCGAUUCCCACAAGAUCCUGUCAUCUCUGGCCAUUCUUCGCCUCCGCGCCAAAAAAUCCAUCAGUAUCAUCAACUGCUACUCACCAACAUCAGCAGCUGAUCAAUCCGAAUUGGACGCGUUUUACGAGGAGCUGGAGGAAGUAGUCCGCAACGAGAAGUCCUUCUACAAAUCCGUUGUCGGAGACUUCAACGCAAAACUAGAAAAGGCCACAGAAGAGGAAUACAGGAUUGGGAGAUUUGAACUAGGGGACCGGAAUGAAAACGGCAAUCGUCUCGCCGGACUGUUGUCCGCUGCUCGCCUCUUUCAUGGGAACUCUCUUUUCAUAAAAAAAAAAGAUCAUCGUCGGUGGACAUGGGAAUCGCCCAAUGGCGCGACUUUUGCGGAGAUCGACCACAUACUCACCAACCGGAGGUGGUGUCUACUUGACGUCUCAGUAGUACCAUCCUUUUGUAGUGGUUCUGAUUACCGUCUCCUUCGUGCGAAAAUACGACUUGACCACACGAUGGCAAAAUGGAUGGAAAAGAACAUCUGCUAUCGGCAACGAAGGAGAAAAGAAGUCGUCUACGACGAUUGCGUACUCGAGGACUCCUUGUCCUAA